Messenger RNA from Postia placenta MAD-698-R-SB12, 1776 nucleotides. RefSeq lists its product as hypothetical. The transcript is spliced from 5 exons. NCBI's taxonomy places the organism in Eukaryota, Fungi, Basidiomycota, Agaricomycetes, Polyporales, Adustoporiaceae. The record is from RefSeq and is a predicted model, not a curated record. The coding region runs from base 1 to 1776 and encodes 591 amino acids.
AUGGCAGUGGCGGGGUCGCUCCCAAGUCGGCCAUUUCAUUGGCGGCCCACUGCUGGCAGCACCCGCCCUCCCCUUCGCGUCCGCGCCGGUCCAUGGCUUUCUUCAUCCGCCGUCGCAGCUUUUCCUAAUUCUCAAGAGAUCCGAAAACAAAAUGUCCUUGACCUCGUGGCCCGCUCGGACAAGCCUCUCGAUGCUCGGAAGUACAAAUUCCUGCAAGCUCGCAUGGGCAGAGACGAGAGGAAGGAUCUCUUUCACGACGUCAUAAGGAGUGGUGUAUUGGAUUUCUGGGAGAGAUUCCAAAAACCCUAUAUUGUUGGGCGUGAUACCGCACAUAUGGAUGAGCAGUUGGUCCUGUCCUCCAUCGAGCAACUCUUGGCCUUGAACGGCUGGGUUGCUGCCCUCUGUCCCACCCUGACCCGCCCAUUCGGCCAGAACAAGUACGAAGACGCGUACGAAGAUCUUGCCAAACAGGAUCACCUCUAUUUCAUCGGUAUGGUCAUACAUUCUGCGGACCAUUUCCUUGUAGACCAGCUGGCCGUCAUCGUCCAGCUCGCGAGGCGGUUUGGCAGCUCAAAUUUAUUCGUCUCCAUGCUCGACUAUGAUUCUACCGACUCUACCGCUACCCUUACAGACUUGUGCGAGGCAGUGCUCACUCUGCUAGGUGUCCCAUUCCGCAUCCGCAGAGUUCCAGGAAUGACUUUCGACCCUGUCGCCGCUUACUACCCUCUUGAAGAAGCAUAUACCCGAAAUCUAGUCCUCGAACCGCUUCAUGAAUUGGAUGAGAAGCGUAAUAUCAAGUUUCAUAGGGUAAUUUGGCUCAAGGGGUUCACAUGCCCGAACGACAUAUUGGAGACGAUUAAGUUAAGUAUCACCAAUGAAGCGGCCAUGGUGUGUGGUAUGGACUGGGCCGAACACAAUGGCUUCUUUAUCUUUUCAGACCGGUGGAGGACGCGCGACAUCAACGGAGACCAGUUCCGUCAGUCCAAAUCAUCUUCGAUAUCCAACUCUCCUCUUACUUCAGUUCCGCCUCGUGAUGUGGUCGGCGCUCAGCGCUACACGCAACAUCUCCCUUUCCAAGCCUUCUGCUGCGAGUCCGGGACGCACGUCGUAGACCCCGCCCAAUCGUAUUAUGCAGGAAUUGCCUACCGCGCAGGUACAAACUUCCACAACGCUAGCACGCCUGCAGACGCUCCGAUUCGGCACCCUGAUGACAAGUGUCUGGACAGCACACAAGGGUGGUUCUGCAGGGACCUCUGGACGUGGAAAGCGAGGCAGGGACUGCGCGCGCUCAGUGCAGAUGACAGUGAGGCUGCCGGUGCCGUGAAGGACGUUGUGGCCAAGCGUGCAGUGGAUGACGAGCAAGUCGAACCCAGGCAGGUGGAGAAGGAGGAUCUGGACGCCGACGCAGGUUCUGACUAUGACGCGUCCGACCCAGAACUCGCGGACCCACCGCCGGCGGACUCGCAGAGCCCCUUAGACCUCAGCAUGCCCAACUCUGUCUUUGUCCCAGCACGCAUCAUGGUGAACCCGCGGUGUGUCACGACGUACGCCGGGGUGAAGCACACGCAGCUCGCGCUUGACCUGUUCGGACCACCGGACCGUGAGGAGCGCACCGAGGAUAUGAAGAGCAGGGAUGUGCUUGACAAGUGGGAGAGCGCGCCGGAGACCUUUGUGUGCCAGGAACAACAACGUACUGGUGGUAGACGAGCACCAAAGACUCAGAGGCGCCUUAGCUUCUCGAUUCACAGGGAACUGGAGGUAGCUUUGACUACAUAG